AUGGACGAGGCGGACAUCCCCUACCUCCUCGACGCCCUCGCGAGCGCCACGGGCGGCCUCGCCGCCGCGCGCGCGGCGGCGCAGCUCGCCGAGUGCCUCGCGUCGGCGACGGGGCCCGAGCUCGCGCGCGCGCACGCGCCGGCGCUGCGCGCGCUCGCGCCGGCGGCCCUCGCGGCGCGCGGCGCCGGCGACGCGACGCUCGCCCACGCGGCGACGCUCUGCGCGGUCCUCGCGAGCCGCGCGUGCGCCGCCGCCGCGCCGCGGUCGCGCGCGGAAAUCGCGGCCGUCGCCGAGCUGCUCCGCAACGCGCCGGCGCCCGCGCCGCGGCCGUCGCCGAGCAAGCGCCGCCGGCGCCGCGGCUUCUUCGCGGGCGGGGCUGCCGAGCAAGCCGCCGCCGUCGACGACGACGCGCCGUCGGCCGAGCUCGCGCGGUGCCUCGCGGCGCAGCCGUCUUCAUCUAUACGGCAGGCGGCGGGCCUCCUGGCGGAGCUCGCCCUGCGCACGCGGGGCCGCGCGCGCGAGGGCGGCUACUACGGCGCGCGGCCCGUCGACGACCGCGGCGCCGCGAGGCUCGCCUUCGGCGACGCGGGCGGCGUCGAGGCGCUCGCGGCGCUCGGGACGGACGCAGGCCUCGAGGCCGCGGCGGCGGCGUGCGCGGGCUGCCCGCCGAACGUCUCGAGAUUAAGGGAGACGGCGCUGCUGCCGCGGGCGCUCCGUUUGAUCCGAACGUCGGACGCGGCGCUGCGCGUGGUGGUCGACGCGACGCACCUCCACCCGCCGUCAACAAAACUCGUGGGCGCCGACGGGGGCCUCUCUGCAUUAACGGCCGUGUCCACGGAAGGCGCCUUCGACGCGCGGCUCCUCGCGCUGACGGCGCUGGCCAACUGCCUCGAGGUCGACUUGGAGAACUGCCGGCGCUUCGAGUGCGCGCCCCUCGCGGCGCGCCUCGCUUCCUUACUCAAAACGAUCGGUUUCGAGGAUGAUUCGGACGACUGGCGCGUCGAGGACGUCCUCGAGGCCGCGCACUGCGCCGUGCCGCUGGCCUGCGUGGCGCGGCGCGAGGCCGGGCGCGCUAAAGCCCUCGCCGCGCUGACCGGCGCGGCCGUCGCGCCGACGGCGCUCGCCAAGCUCCUCGAGGCGUUGGCUGUCGUCCAGGCUAGAUCGGGAGCGCUCGACCGCGACGCGGCGGCCGCGCUCGCGGUGCUCGUCCGCGAUCUGCGCAAGCUGUUCCCCGGCGCGCCGCCGACGCCGGAGCCGAAACGCGCGCGGCAGCAGGCGUCGCCGGUCGGCGUCGAGAGUCCGACGUCGGACGUCGUCCUGCCGCCGCCCCCGCCGCGCACGCCGUAGGCCACAAGGGCCUAAGACCCAAG
Messenger RNA from Pelagomonas calceolata, 1370 nucleotides. NCBI's taxonomy places the organism in Eukaryota, Pelagophyceae, Pelagomonadales, Pelagomonadaceae. The record is from the annotation of a GenBank genome assembly.